AUGCAAUCUUCUCCUUUGCAACUUCACACUAUCAAUCUGUCGUCCACAAGUAAUAUCCCCACAGUAUCUUUUUAUAACAGUCGAAAGCGAAUUAGUCAUGAGUUAAUCAUAACCAAUGGUCAAAUGGCGAAAAAAUGCAAACCUCAACCAGAAGUCAUUUGUUUGAGUGACGACGAUGAUGAUAAUAAUGAUAGUAACUCAAAUCAAACGAGCGUGGUGCCGGUGAUAACUUCUGUGAAACAAGCAACACCUGCAAUAGUUAAUGGAGAUCCUAAGAGUCAAACAUCCGAUUGGAUCAUUCAUCGAAAAGAUAUCAUUCGUAUUCCUGAAUUGUCUAUAAAAACGACGGAUUUGAUUAAGAAACCGUACGAACUCUCCUGUUCAGCCGUUCGUUUUGGUAUGGUGGAAUUUAAUGUUGAAUCAGAGGUGAUUCUCAUGAAAGAUAUCGAAUUCGAAUUGAAAUUAAAAAGUAGUUUCAUGGAAAAUUUGAAUAUCAAAUUAGCGUAUUCAGACAUUCAAUCGUUCUAUUUCUCGUUUCAAUCUCAACCACCAGCGGCAUUUAUUCAAGCAAAGCCCGACUUUGCUGAACUUUUUGCAAAGUUUAUUCCAUCAUCAGAUGAACAUGGCAAACAAUUCGAUCCGACUUCGAAAGAUGAAAAACGACGCCGAAUUGUUUUCUGUUUGAAACAUGUCGACUCAAGUGUGGAAAACGUGACUAUUGCAUCAAUCUAUCAAUAUUUAAAAGCAAAAUCUCCUACAACAAAUAUUUGUUGUAUCAGUGCAUCAAAAGCUCAAGAACUCUACAAUCUAUCUCGGUUUGCUAAACUAUCAGCACUAGGCUCCAUAACAACACCAUUCGUGCUCAACGACAAUGAUUUAACUUCCAAGACAGUUGGUUUGAAUAACAAUACAAUUCGAUUUGAUUUAUCUCGUGAUGACUUGAUGUGUUUAAACGAGGGUGAAUUUCUCAAUGAUAAUAUUAUCGAUUUUUAUCUGCAAUACGUAUUUUACGAGAAACUUUCGGAGGAAGAUCGACAACGGACAUAUUUAUUCAAUUCAUUUUUCUACACGCGAUUGACACGGAAAAGUAAUGAUGAUAUUCUAAAUAUAUCACCAGCCGAACGGCGAUACAGCCGAGUGAAACGAUGGCUCCGUGACGUGGAUAUCUUUUCGAAGGAUUAUCUUAUCGUACCAAUAAAUCAAACGGCUCAUUGGUAUAUUGUACUUAUUAAAUUUCCUAAUUAUGUUCCUACGGAAGGCGACUUAAUUAGCGACGAUGAUGAGGAGAUGGUUGACAAACGAUCGAAUUCGAAAAAAGCUAAAAUCGGUGAUGUGACCAACGGUACUGGUGACAAAACAAGAUCGAAAUCAAAUGCGCAAAGCAUCGAAAUUGUUGAUGAAGCCGAUGAAGUCAGCACCGGUAACGAAAAUCUGACGAAAACUGAUCAAAAUCGCAAAGAUCGGUCUCAAACACCAGCAAUAAUUCUUUUCGAUUCGUUACAUGCUGGUCCGAAGAAUCGUGUAGCUGCUACACUACGAGAAUUUCUUCAACUUGAAUAUGAUCAUAAGAAACCUUUACCAAUGGGUUCGUCAGGACGCAAAAUCUUUAAUUUAGAUACAAUUCCAACUAUCGAAGCUGCGGUACCCCAACAACCAAAUUAUUUCGAUUGUGGUUUGUUUAUUCUUCAAUAUAUCGAAAGUUUUUUUGCGCAUCGUUCGCCAACGAUCAAUUUCCAAUCAUCGUCCACAUUUGCCAACUGGUGCGAACAGAACUCCAUGGGCACAUCCAAACGAAAGCAAAUCUUCGAUGUUAUCAAUCAACACGUCGUACCUAAAGGAGACUGA
Molecule: messenger RNA, 1845 nt
Organism: Adineta ricciae
Lineage: Eukaryota; Metazoa; Rotifera; Eurotatoria; Adinetida; Adinetidae
Source: the annotation of a GenBank genome assembly